Molecule: messenger RNA, 2370 nt
Organism: Nematocida major
Lineage: Eukaryota; Fungi; Microsporidia
Product: GPI ethanolamine phosphate transferase 3 subunit O
Exons: 1
Coding region: 1-2370 (789 amino acids)
Biological process (GO): GPI anchor biosynthetic process
Cellular component (GO): endoplasmic reticulum membrane
Molecular function (GO): mannose-ethanolamine phosphotransferase activity
Source: RefSeq, a predicted model, not a curated record
AUGAUCGGAGCUCGGGUUAUAAAUGCUUUUUCUUGCUUUACUGCGCAUUAUCCGUUUGUUUUGUGCCUCCUUGGCAUAAUCGCGUACUCGAAGUCGCUUUUUGUGGAGAGGUCCCCCGUGGGCCAGCACAACACCGCGUCUUCGCAGCCACUAUAUAAGAAGGGUGUUAUUUUGCUCAUGGACGGCGUGCGUGCAGAUGCGAUCCACCGGGUGGAUCCUUCCUUCAAAACCAAAUAUCACGACAACUUCAGCGUGCUCUCUACAAUACCCGCACAGGACGUGUUCAGAGCGGUCAGUGUAACAGAUCUUCCAACAGGCACUGCCAUGCGAGUUCUUUCAACGUUUUCGGGCAUUCCCACGACGCUUUUGUCUGCACAGCGGUCUUUCUCGAUGCAGGCCAGCAACGUGGACAACUUUGUCACACAAGUACAGAGAAAUGGAUACUCUCUAAAGUUCUACGGAGACGAGACAUGGACGUACCUGUUUCCAGACAUAAAAACCAGCAUCGGAGAAGUGUACCACCCGUACGGGCUCAUUCCCAUGGCUGAAGAGGAGAGAAUAAUUGAAAAGGCUCUUUCUGUGCAGAAAGAGACCGAUGUUCUGAUCCUCCACAUGAUAUCCCCGGACUCAUACGGGCAUGUGUACGGAAUAGACAGCACAGAAGUAAAAGCCACCCUUGAGGCAAUGAACAAGCUGAUCAGCGCUCUGCACGAGAGGCUUGACGACGAGUCUUUCAUUGCCGUUCUGUCCGACCACGGAGUGAACGAAGACGGCUCUCACGGAGGCACGUCCUUUAAGGAAAAGGCAGCUUCUUUUAUGUUUAUCGCGAAAGGAGCACUUUCCAACGCACCGGACCAUCUUUUGCACGCCCCCAAAACCCGGGCGUACACAGAAAACAUUCAGGAUGUCUCGCAGCUCAACCUCGCAGAGCCUGUGAACAUCAUCUCGCAAAACGACAUUCUUCCCACGCUCUGCGCCUUUCUGGGGGUCCCUGUGCCAUACAACUCUUCGGGUGCUCUUAUUCCGCAGAUACUUCAUCCAGACAAGCACAGAAGCAUAUACGAAUGGGAAAUUGCCAGGCAAAAAAAAGCCUUGGAGCUUCUGCACGGAGUGUCUAGGCCGGAAAUUCUCCCAAAAGUGGAGAAAAAAAAUGUUUUUCAGUCUGCCCCUUCAGAGGCCAAAGCCAAGGCGCCGCACACGUGGGAGACACUCGGCAGCAGCAUAAAUGAGCUCAUCCAAACCAACCAGAUCCUCAGCGCGAAUAUACACGAUCUGUUCCACGCAUCGUCCCUUCCUGGGAUGCUUUUGGGCCUUUUCACCAUGGGCCUUGGCUGCGCUCUGCAUCUGCUCCUGGCCCGAAUCAACGUGUUCUCUCCAUACGUUGCGCUUUCCGUCUUUUCCAUAUUUAUGGUGGCGCACUCUGUAUACUCAAUCAUUCACGAAGACAUUAUUUCCAUUCUUAUGUGCCUUGUGUGUGGCAGACUGGCCUUGUCUCCACACAUUUACGCCUUUCUGCCGGUCUCUUUGCUGGUGGGCGAGCAUCCUCUGCACGCGAUGGACCGGUUCCGCUGGAUCCGCUGGAUAGGAAAGGUGCCGCACAGGUACAGGCCUCUCCCGCGCGUGGAUAACCUUCUUUUCGCAGGGUCUGUUCUCUGUGUUUGCUUGGGAAAAGUCACCCGCGGGUGGCACAAGCGCUCGCAUCUGCUCUCUUCGCUGGGCGCAUGCCUGUUCUCUGCAAGCAGGUUUUUCUCGAAUGGCAUUCCCAGAGCAUCGCGGUCCUUUGUGGCGCUUCUCCAGCCAGGCCUGCUUUCCUCUGUUCUCUACGCGCCAGCUUCUGCAAUUUCGUUUUACUUCGUUUUUUCGCCUUUGGUUCUGCUCAGCAUACGAAAAAUAGAGUGCGACGUGCGCAGAGGAUGUUUUCUGUUCUUCCUGAUAAAGUGCAUGUUCUUUGUCACCGGGCACAACCACGCUCUUUCCUCCAUCAACUGGGAGUCUGCCUUCCUGUUUAGCAGAAAGUCCAUUCCUGUGCUCUCUGGGGUCUUUGUGGCUGCGGAUUUGCUUCUUCCAUACAUCUACGUGGCAUAUGCGCUAGGCAUGGGCCUGCUCCGCACUUUGCACAUGGUUGUGCUUUUGCAGGGCGUUUGCGCUGUUCUCGUAUGCGCAAUCAACUUUUGGUUUAUUGACAACUCUCUAAUGUGGUUUAUCUUCACGGGGAGAACGAUCUUCGAGUGCUUCUUUUUGAUUGCGUUCAUGGGCAUACAAGGCGGAAUGGGCCUGUACAGCGCUGCAAGAGGCACUGGACACUACAGCCCAGGCCCGCGCAAAGGAAUUAUUAAAGGCCUGCGAAAAGCCGAAAAGAACAAAGCCUAG